This is a messenger RNA of Sturnus vulgaris (Common starling), 2530 nucleotides long. RefSeq names its product double PHD fingers 3 (gene DPF3). Lineage: Eukaryota; Metazoa; Chordata; Aves; Passeriformes; Sturnidae. Gene Ontology annotation, biological process: nervous system development. Gene Ontology annotation, cellular component: nBAF complex; nucleus. The record is from RefSeq and is a predicted model, not a curated record.
CUGGCCGCUUCCCCUGAGCGAACCUUUAGAACUCCGAGACACAAUAUUCUGUUACAUUGUAGCAAAAUGGCGACUGUCAUUCACAACCCCCUGAAAGCACUCGGGGACCAGUUCUACAAAGAAGCGAUUGAGCACUGUCGCAGCUACAACUCCCGGCUCUGUGCCGAGCGAAGCGUCCGCCUUCCCUUCCUGGAUUCGCAGACUGGGGUAGCCCAGAACAACUGCUACAUCUGGAUGGAGAAGAGGCACAGGGGACCAGGCCUGGCCCCAGGUCAGCUCUACACAUACCCAGCACGUUGCUGGCGCAAAAAAAGGCGUUUGCAUCCCCCUGAGGAUUCCAGGCUGAAGCUGCUGGAAAUUAAACCUGAAGUUGAUCUGCCUCUGAAAAAAGAUGGGUUCACCUCAGAAAGUACAACUCUGGAAGCCUUGCUGCGUGGAGAGGGAAUAGAGAAAAAAACAGACACUAAAGAGGAAGACACUAUACAAGAAAUCCAGAGGGUUUUAGAAAAUGAUGAAAAUGCAGAUGAAGUGAACGAGGAAGAAGACUUGGAAGAAGAUAUUCCAAAACGAAAGAACAGGCCUAGAGGACGGCCAAAGACACCCACCUGGAAAAAAAUUUUCCAGAAAAAUGCUCGGGGAUCUGGAGGUGGCAGGAGACGGAAUGAUGCUGCCUCCCAGGAUGAUCAUGACAAACCCUAUGUUUGUGACAAUAGUUACAAACAAAAGCAUAAGUCAAAAAUCUCCGACAAAGUCUGUGGCAAGCGUUACAAGAACAGGCCUGGGCUGAGCUACCACUAUGCUCACACUCACCUGGCCAGUGAAGAGGGUGAUGAAGCCCGCGAGCAGGAGACCCGCUCUUCCCCUGUCCACCGAAAUGAAAACCACAAACCCCAGAAAGGACCAGACGGGGUCAUCAUUCCCAAUAACUACUGUGACUUCUGCCUCGGAGGCUCCAAUAUGAACAAAAAAAGUGGCCGGCCUGAGGAACUUGUAUCGUGCUCAGACUGUGGGCGCUCUGGACACCCGACCUGCCUGCAGUUCACCACAAACAUGACUGAGGCUGUUAAAACCUAUCAGUGGCAAUGCAUUGAGUGCAAAUCCUGCAGCCUUUGUGGGACCUCAGAGAACGAUGACCAGCUGCUCUUCUGUGAUGACUGUGACCGUGGCUAUCACAUGUAUUGCUUGAAUCCACCAGUCUUUGAGCCCCCAGAAGGGAGCUGGAGUUGUCAUUUGUGCCAGGAGCUGCUCAGAGAGAGAGCAUCAGCUUUUGGCUACCAGGCCUGAGGAGCUCCAGCAGUCAAGAAACACCUUGCUCUGGUGUUGCCAUACCAGCACACAAUUCCCUUCCAGAACACAAAGACACAACCCACAUCCAAACGAAUGGACACUCAAGUACAGGAAGAGGUAUCUGUGGUAUUCACUGUCACAAUGCCAGACCUCCUGGGCUCUGCUAGGACUGUGUACUUUCCCAAUGAUCCAGAUGAAAUCUCUUCACUGCUAUGCAUGGUUGCUGCUUGCCAUUAACAGGCUCACAUGCAUUAUGGAAGGGGGAGGGUUGUUAUACUGACAUGGAGAAGUCAAUUUUGUGUGGCCUUGUGCUUUCUGUUUACUCUUUUUUAAAAUGAAAAAGUAGUAAGAUAUUUCCCAAGGAAUUAUUGGUGAGUACUUCAGCUGGGAGCAGCACCAGGUGUUUCUUUUCAUAGGCUUGACUGGAAAUCUCUUUACUGCAACCACUCUAGAUGCAUGGGUGCUUAAGAGGGGUGCUCUGAGAGUUGCAUUUAGUUCAGUACUUCCCAGUUCAUGAACAGCACAUUGUCACUAAGAGAAGCACUGAUCAAAACUUUUUGGGGUGACACUUCCUCCACUGAAUCAAAUGCCCUGAUUUGGCAGACCAUUAGGAAUGUUUGAAGUGUAAGGAAGAGCAGUACUGGUAUGUACACACUCAGAUGCUUAGAAAUGCCUUUGGUAUUCAGGAUAUUCAGGCAUACUGUCCCACUGCAAUUCCAGCAAUACCUUCUGGACACAUAAUUUCGUUCAGAAAAUUCUGAGUGAAAAAUCUUAUGUAUGCAACUGACUUUCUGUUUAGGUCAGAAUAUUGAACAAAAGAAAAAUUGUCAUCUUAAGUUGGUCAUAGGAAGUAAAAAUUGACAGUUUUCUGAGCAAUCUAACGUAAGUUGCAGAAAGGAACAAUUUUGGCUUAAGGUCAAAUGAAGCACUUCGAUUAAUUUUUUAAAAUUUCUAAACUAAAAUGCUCUGCAACUGAAAACUGCAAUUUCUGGGCGUUGCCUAAUCUGAGCUUUCAGCAUUUCCAAAGUGUUACUGGUUUUUGUCAAAGUAAUUCCCAAGAUCUAACUGAAUUUCCAAAUAAUUCUCCCCCAAAUUCCCUACAACUGCAUUUUUGGCCAAUAACAAAAUUUGUCUAGAAACCUUCCCCAACUCUAAAGAAAAGAAUAAUUUGCUGAACCUAACACAAAAAAAUUUAAAUAGGAAUAGUUCUACUUUAUUUAAACAAAGCUUUACAUGUGAAAUG